Molecule: messenger RNA, 222 nt
Organism: Thyridium curvatum
Lineage: Eukaryota; Fungi; Ascomycota; Sordariomycetes; Thyridiales; Thyridiaceae
Exons: 2
Coding region: 1-222 (73 amino acids)
Source: RefSeq, a predicted model, not a curated record
AUGCCUAGCUCCAAAGGAAAGCCGACUGACCCUGAACUUCGGGAGCAGAUCAAGGAGGAUAUCAAGCAGGAGCCCAAUAAGAGCGGUGGUGGUGAGGGUCAGUGGUCAGCUUGGAAGGGCACUAAACUGGCAAAGGAAUAUGAGAAGCAGGGCGGCGGGUAUGAAAACGACCCGGACUCCAAGAACCAACCCAAGAAGGGAGCUCCCGAGAAGAAGGAGUGA